This is a messenger RNA of Hypomesus transpacificus, 2919 nucleotides long. RefSeq names its product neuralized E3 ubiquitin protein ligase 2 (gene neurl2). The record is from RefSeq and is a predicted model, not a curated record. Gene Ontology annotation, molecular function: ubiquitin protein ligase activity. NCBI's taxonomy places the organism in Eukaryota, Metazoa, Chordata, Actinopteri, Osmeriformes, Osmeridae. Bases 293 to 1198 code for a protein of 301 amino acids. The transcript is spliced from 5 exons. Gene Ontology annotation, biological process: intracellular signal transduction.
GUGGCUAGCAUAAAGGCUAGCGAGGGCUGUCAGUACAUGUGUGAGUGUGUGUCUCUGCACAACGACCAUGCGCUUGCUACAGACUGUCAAAUCAGAUAAAGAACAAUGGACAGCACAUAGUGAAGUCUGUGUAGUUUAUGGAGUGGUGGAGUUCAUGAGUUUAUCCCUAAUUUGUCUAAACAACUGAACUAUAUGGUCAAGUGAAGUAGGAAUACGCCUGACGCUGCCUGCUACACUGUCACCUAUUGAAGUCAUUGACGUGUCAUUACUGGCGGCUCUGUGGUUUUGAGACAUGGAGCCUUUCUCAGACCAGUUCCUGGAGUUCCACCACAUCCACGGCUCUAAUGUGAGAUUGGACCCAUCCUGCACCCAGGCCACGAGGGUCGAGAGCUUCGCCAAUGGGGUUUGCUUCAGCAGGAAACCCCUGAGCCCGGGGGAGAUCUUCCUGGUGGAGGUUGAAGAGAAAGAGCUAGGCUGGUGUGGCCACCUCCGCAUCGGGCUGACCAGCCGGGACCCGAGUACCCUUGAGGUGGUACCAGAGUACUCUCUCCCCGACCUGGUGGACCUGGGGGACAGCUGGGUCUUCGCCAUCACACGCAACCAUAACAAGGUCGUGGAGCAAGCACCAGGGGCCGGGGGAGAGGGGGAAGGGGAGGCAGAGCUGGCUGGAGGUAGGGUGCUAGGAGGUGGGGAGGGUGAAGGCCGGGUUCUGGGAGGUGGAGGAGAAGUCAACCCCAGCACCAACAACAAACCCAAGGCGUUCUUCACAGACUCUCACCUCCAGAUCAACCGCUUCUGCAUCCCCAUGGACAAGCUGGUGGGGCGGAGCCGGCCGGGGCGAUUCAGCCACAUCCUGGAUGACCUGUACAAGACCAACGCCCUGCCACCCACCGCCAGGCGCAGCCGGAUAGGCGUGCUGUAUGUGCCAAGGGGGCAGGGCCUUGCUGACAUGCAUAUCGUCAUCAACGGGGAGGACAUGGGGGCGUCAGCCAAGGGGAUCCCAACCAAUCAACAGCUCUACGCUGUGGUGGACGUGUUCGCCGCUACCAAAACCGUCCGCAUUGUCCAGGUUGAGUACGGAUUCUCCUCCCUGCAGACCUUGUGUAGGAAGAGCAUCCAGAAGCACAUCGUCCACAGGAUGGCUCUGGACUGGCUGGAUCUGCCUGAGAGACUCAAACACUUCUGCAAAUACGAGUGACGCAAUGGAACAUGGACUCAAACAAAUUUGACAGACGAAACCAGUGAACUGAACAAAUUGCAUAGUAAAUUCGUAUCUAUUCACUUUUCCUAGGUGUAUGGUUAUUUUAGUGUACUUUGAUAAAGUUUCACUAACUUGUCGUCGACCUUUACUUGUCAUAAAUUUAAGUGCAAUAAUUCACUACCCCGCAUGCAUGAACUUUCACCGUUUAUCUUGCGGUGACAUCUAGUGGUUGAUUUUAGAACUCACCAACGGGACGGGGCUUUGAAUACGUCAUGACGUUUUUGUAUUACGUAUGAAGAAUCUCGCCGACACCAACAGUCAGGUUGUUUAGUAGCUGCUGUCGAGCAUUAACUGCACGAAUAGUGAGGUUUACAAAGGCAAACUUAAAACCAAACCGUCUUGACUCUGUAAUCACCAUGUCGUUUUGUUCGUUUCUUAAUAGUGAGGUUUAUAAGGACCAUUUUAAGCCAGGGAUAUACGUGUGCUCCCAGUGCCGCCACCCUCUCUUCUCCAGCAGGUCAAAGUUCGCACACUCCUCCCCCUGGCCUGCCUUCACUGAGACCAUCAGAGAAGACAGUGUCACCAAGAUGAUGGAGUCUCUCACCGCCUUCAAGGUCUGAAGUAUCACCCUAGCGUCACAGCCAGAGGGCAGAACUGAUGCUGUGCUGAUGUCCAGCUCCCGGGCCGGGCUCCCCACUGUGUUCCUGAGGUGCUGUGUGGGAAGUGUGGGAGCGGCCUGGGCCACGAGUUUGUGAACGACGGCCCUGAGGAGGGGCGCUCGCGCUUCUGAAUAUUCAGCCACUCGCUGAAGUUUGUCCCCAACAAAGACAAGCAGUAGAGGCGAGGACGUUAGGAGCCAACACAGGAAGUGCUGUAGAAAGUAGGAAGCUGUAGUCCGCACAACAACCACCACCACCAUCCCAGGCCUCCAUGUUGGAGGGGCCGGUCAGCCAAUGAUGUGGACAGGGUUCAGGCCUGAGAAGGACACCUUGUCACACGGAUGAACAUCUGACCUGCCUGGCCACUAGGACCUGGGGGUGGAUCAGGUAGCAGAGUAUCAUGUCCUGGAGACCUCUUAUGAACGUACUUGAUAAGGAUAUCUUAUCAAGAGUGCAAUGAUUUCUAUUGUGAUAAUAAAAAGAAUGUGUAAAGUAUUUACAUUUUAAUGUAGACAUCAUAGCUCCUUGUAGUCCAAGCAGGGUACAAGAAACCAAUGUAUUUAUGUAAUCUUUUGAUUGUAGAUCAAUGCACCAAUGGGAGCAAGGAGGAAGCAAAUGUAUCUCUAAAUGUUAGCAUUUUCAUUUCUUUACUAACAUUUGCUUCCUUCAAUUUUGAUGAUUUCAAACCCACGUUGAGGGUUAUUCUGUAUACUUCCUGUUUCUUCACUUGAAUGCCUGUUUGCACUAUGAGCCAUGCUAUUAUUAUUCUUCAACAAAUUUGCAUGACUCCUCAUUGGUCUAUGUCCUGUAUGUUAUUAAUGCAUUUCUUGUUAUAUAUAUGUUAGAGUACUUCAUUUCGAUACAUGUUGUUUGAUAUUGUAGUUUUAUUAUUUGUAUCAACCAAAGCAAUACCUAAGCUAUGUUUGUUUUUGAAUCAGUUAGGUACUUUAGCAGUCUUAUCUAAUUUGUCCUUGUUGAUAAAGACAUUGAUAACCUCAUGGUUUAAACUCUUAUAACUCAGCAAAAGAGAGUGACAAUAAAUAAGUGACCAAAGUUGGA